Messenger RNA from Xenopus laevis (African clawed frog), 2998 nucleotides. It is a transcript of the gene esr1.S, whose product is annotated as estrogen receptor 1 S homeolog. The record is from RefSeq and is marked provisional. Gene Ontology annotation, molecular function: zinc ion binding; sequence-specific DNA binding; DNA binding. Gene Ontology annotation, cellular component: nucleus. Lineage: Eukaryota; Metazoa; Chordata; Amphibia; Anura; Pipidae. Gene Ontology annotation, biological process: regulation of DNA-templated transcription; DNA-templated transcription; nuclear receptor-mediated steroid hormone signaling pathway.
CUCUCAGUGACAUCAGCCUGUUGCUGUGGGAAUGGAUGGUAUUUCACAAUGGAUAAUCUACUAGAACACAGACGGAAAAGCAGACGAAGAAGGAGGAAAAACUAAAAGCAACUGCAAAAGAAGAGAACAAAUUCCCAGGUGGCUAUACAAGUGCUGACACCACAAACUAGCUGGAACAGUGGACAGCCAUGUCACAUUUUCACUGCCAGUAACUAUGACCAUGCCCCUACACAACAAAACCACUGGAGUUACCCUCUUGCAUCAGAUUCAGUCUUCAGAACUGGAGACCUUAAGCAGACCACCCCUGAAGAUCCCGCUGGAAAGACCACUCGGUGAAAUGUAUGUGGAAAAUAACAGGACGGGCAUUUUCAACUACCCUGAGGGCACCACUUAUGACUUUGCUGCUACUGCUGCACCGGUGUACAGCUCUGCUAGUCUCAGCUAUGCACCCAGCUCAGAGACAUUCGGAUCUAGCAGUCUGACCGGACUACAUACUUUGAACAAUGUGCCUCCAAGUCCUGUAGUGUUCCUUCAAACCCCACAGCUAUCCCCGUUUAUCCACCACCAUGGCCAGCAAGUUCCAUACUAUUUGGAAAGUGAACAGGGCACGUUUGCAGUAAGGGAAGCACCACCCCCAACAUUUUACAGGUCAAGUUCAGACAACAGAAGGCAGAGUGGAAGGGAACGCAUGUCAUCUGCUAAUGAUAAGGGCCCUCCAUCCAUGGAGUCUACCAAGGAAACCCGAUUUUGUGCCGUUUGCAGUGACUAUGCAUCUGGGUACCAUUAUGGUGUCUGGUCGUGUGAAGGAUGCAAAGCUUUUUUUAAGAGAAGCAUACAAGGACAUAAUGACUACAUGUGUCCCGCAACCAAUCAGUGCACUAUAGACAAGAACAGGAGAAAGAGCUGCCAAGCCUGUCGACUGCGGAAAUGCUACGAAGUUGGAAUGAUGAAAGGAGGUAUUCGAAAAGAUCGCAGGGGAGGGCGUAUGUUGAAACACAAGCAGCAGAAAGAAGAACCAGAGCAGAAAAAUGAUGUGAAUCCAUCGGAAAUUAGGACAGCAUCCAUUUGGGUGAAUCCUUCUGUGAAAAGCAUGAAGCUGAGCCCAGUAUUAUCACUUACAGCUGAGCAGCUUAUCAGUGCCUUAAUGGAGGCUGAGCCACCUAUAGUAUAUUCUGAGCAUGACUCAACCAAACCACUCAGUGAAGCUUCCAUGAUGACUCUGCUUACAAACCUUGCUGAUAAGGAGCUAGUGCACAUGAUUAACUGGGCAAAGAGGGUGCCAGGGUUUGUGGACUUAACACUCCAUGACCAGGUACACCUUCUGGAAUGUGCUUGGCUGGAGAUCCUAAUGGUUGGUUUAAUUUGGAGAUCUGUAGAACAUCCAGAAAAACUUUCAUUUGCACCGAAUCUGUUACUGGACAGAAAUCAGGGACGCUGUGUGGAAGGGUUAGUGGAGAUUUUCGACAUGCUGGUCACUACAGCUACACGAUUUCGCAUGAUGAGGUUACACGGGGAAGAAUUUAUAUGUCUUAAAUCUAUCAUUCUUCUAAAUUCUGGUGUUUAUACUUUUCUGUCUAGCACAUUAGAAUCUCUUGAAGAUACAGACCUAAUUCAUAUUAUUUUGGAUAAAAUAAUAGACACGUUAGUCCACUUUAUGGCUAAAAGUGGGCUUUCUCUACAGCAGCAGCAAAGACGACUGGCUCAGCUUCUUCUCAUUCUUUCACACAUAAGGCAUAUGAGCAAUAAGGGCAUGGAACACUUAUACAGCAUGAAGUGCAAGAAUGUUGUCCCAUUAUAUGAUUUACUGCUGGAAAUGCUGGAUGCUCAUCGCAUUCAUACACCAAAGGACAAAACUACAACUCAGGAGGAAGAGAGCCGGAGUCCACUUAGCACUACUGUAAAUGGUGCAUCCCCUUGCUUACAGCCCUUUUACAAAAACACGGAAGAAGUGGGCUUACAAAGCACAGUAUGAGAGCGAUUCUGCCUUUUUAAAUGUUUUUUUUUAAUUGUAAUUCUUUUCAUUUUUCAUUUGGCCUUACAUGGCUAUGAAAUUCCCAGCAGAAAUACUACCUAACAAUAGUAUCUUCAUUACAUAAGCUGAAUGAUGCUGCAAAUACAACAAAACGAAAGGAGGAAUCGGCACACAGGAACUUAAGCAAAAUGGGGUAAACCCCUUAUGUGUUUGCAAAUACAACAACACACUCCGAUAUGUACCAAUGAUUUCUAGUAGUCAGCUUGCUUUGCAUCGGAAUUGAAGAGGACCUAUUGCUUUUAAAAGGACUCUCUAAAUUCCAAACCUACGCUUUAUAUGUGACAUUUUUUGUAUGCUAUUUCCUGUAACACUGUGAUGUACUGAAAAAAAAGCCACACUAUUUUCUUUGCUUCUGUUUACAGGUCAAGUCAAGAUAGCACGAGCAGCAGCUUCGAUGUAUUCACUAUAUCUGUGCAAAGUUGUAAUUUUCAAUCAUUUAAACCCACAUAGCACACAGGAACAUAGUAUUCACAGUUCUGCAAUCUCAAUGGAACUAUUACCAAUGUUACUGUGCAUACCACUACAUAUACUACCACUAAUAUCCAUUAGAAAUAUAAUUUUCUGCCAUCAAUCCAUACUCAGCUUCUAGAUGUUUUUUUAAACUAUUUAAGCAAUGUAUGUCUCAUUCUGUUACCAAAUAUGGUAUGCAUGCACCGGCACCAGUCUUUGAUUUGUUAGAUUGUAAGUCUUAGGGGGUUAUUUACUAAACUCCGAAUACCUAGAAAUCCCCAAAAUCUGAAAAAGUUUUGAUUUUUUGUGUUAGAAUUUUUUUUAAAAAUCUCAAUUUUUUCGGAAUUUAUUAAACCCCGAGGGCUAAAAAGCCCGAAUAUAAAAACACGGCAUCUCAAACCUGUCGAGGUUGCAUAAAAGUCAAUGGGAACAGUCCCAUUGAUUUUUGGUUGUGUCGGGGGUUUCUGGCAAUUUCACAAUGUUUUCGGAGCUUUCGGGUGAAAAUUCACAAAAAAA